Molecule: messenger RNA, 1767 nt
Organism: Colias croceus (clouded yellow)
Lineage: Eukaryota; Metazoa; Arthropoda; Insecta; Lepidoptera; Pieridae
Gene: TTLL15
Product: probable tubulin polyglutamylase ttll-15
Exons: 7
Coding region: 150-1703 (517 amino acids)
Biological process (GO): protein modification process
Source: RefSeq, a predicted model, not a curated record
UUCAUUCUUAGCGCGUUUGCGUCUGUGCUCAUACGCAUGUUUUCGCGCCAAUUCAUGUGCAAUUUUUUUUAUUCUCGAUUGUCUAUGGCUGUGCUUUACUUGUAGAAAGAACUGUUUUAAUUUUACUAUGCGAUUAGGAAUUGUACACUAUGAAGAAUAAGAAAGGAGACGUUACCAAAGCAACAGACAAGGACCAAAACGAAAGAAAUAUCAAUAACAAUAUAGUGAAAGCAACCAAACAAAGUAUUGCUAAUGACACAAAUGUUCAUCUGAUUUUCUUCGUGUGUAUAAUCGGUGUCACCUUGGGGAUAGCUUUAGAGAUAAUAAAUGUACAAAAUAGAAAUGUUACCAAAGAUACGGUGUUCAGUAAGAACUACUGGGUAUAUUCAGCAUAUUACGACGCGGAAAAUAAAAAUGGUUUGCUCAAGCACGUGCAUUUGGUUCUAGAAAGAUUUGGCUACAAGAAAACUUCGAACGACACCCCGUGGGUGCUCCUGUGGUCGCACGACUACCCUUUCAGAGUACUGAACUCGAUUAUAAGCAAAUUAAAACCACACCAAAAAGUAAACCACUUUCCCGGAACAGGUUUCAUAACGAUGAAAGUGGAUCUGGCUACAUCGAAUUCCACAUAUAUCCCAAGAGCGUUCAAACUGCCCAAAAACAAGGAACAAUUUUUAAAAUAUGCCAGAGAGAAUAGAAAUGCAUUGUUUUUGGAAAAGCACAAUCAGCACCGAGGUGUGUACCUUAAAAACGUGAGCGAAAUAGAUUUGUCAAGUGGCGAAAGUUUUGUGCAGGAGUUCGUGCAAAAACCAUUUUUGGUGGAUGGACAUAAGUUCGAUAUUGGCGUGUACGUCGCGUUAACAUCUGUUAAUCCUCUGAGGGUCUACUGGUACAAAGGAGACGUUAUUUUCAGAUACUGCCCAGCGAAAUACUAUCCCCUGGAUCCCAAGAAAUUGGAUAAAUACGUGAUAGGUGAUGAUUACCUGCCGACCUGGGAGGUACCGUCUUUGGCACACCCGUAUACAGCACUGGGAUUCAGCAUGAAGGAUGCGUUUGAUCAUUAUGCUCAAUCCAAGGGUAAGAAUACGACACACAUGUGGGACGAAAUACAAAAAGCUAUUAGAGAAGUUUUUAUCAACAAUGAACAUCAUAUUAUUGAGGCGCUGAAAAAAUACAGAUCAGGCGAUAAUUUCUUUGAAAUGAUGCGUUUUGAUCUUAUCGUGGAUGAAGAUUUGAAAGUUUAUCUAAUCGAAGCGAACAUGUCACCGAAUUUAAGUUCAGCACAUUACCCGCCAAAUCAAUUGCUUUAUGAACAAGUGUUGUAUAAUCUGUUCUCAUUGACGGGAGUGGCCAAUCAUAUGGGCAAUUUGAGUGACCAAACUGCUGUGCAGAAUAUGAUAUCAGCUCAAAAAAACAUCGCAGUGUACAGCAAGGAAUGUAGUACAACUUGUAAAGAUAACUGUGAUGCGACAUCUGCAUGUGCACUGUGUAAACCAUGCUUAAACAACAAAUUGAAAAACGCGUUGUUAACAGCUCAUAGAGAACACAUACAUAAGGGUGAUUUUAGAAGACUAUUUCCACCCGCAAUGCAACAAAACGACAAAAACAUCGAAGCGAAGAUAAAAGACUUAAAUGAAAUGAACAAACUUCAAUACAUAUGGUAUCAAGGAAAAUGUAAUAUUGAUGAAACAUGGUGUGUCUAAAAUAAACCAACAUUGUUUUUCAACAUUAUUUAUUUCUAUCCAAAAAUAAACCUUUCGAAAAUAA